Messenger RNA from Phyllostomus discolor (pale spear-nosed bat), 3246 nucleotides. RefSeq names its product component of oligomeric golgi complex 6 (gene COG6). NCBI's taxonomy places the organism in Eukaryota, Metazoa, Chordata, Mammalia, Chiroptera, Phyllostomidae. The transcript is spliced from 19 exons. Gene Ontology annotation, cellular component: COG complex. Gene Ontology annotation, biological process: intra-Golgi vesicle-mediated transport. The record is from RefSeq and is a predicted model, not a curated record. The coding region runs from base 79 to 2052 and encodes 657 amino acids.
CACUGUGCACAUGCGCAGUUCUGGUGCUGCCGGGCUGAGGUGGCCGCCACCGGGAGCUGGGGGUGGCCCCGCGGCGCGAUGGCCGAGGCCGGCGGGGAAGUCGUCGCGGUGUCCCCGUCCGGGGCUGCCGGCGGCCUCAGCAAUGGGGCGGGCGCGGCCUCGGCGCAGACCAGCAACCCGCUGUCGCGGAAGCUGCACAAGAUCCUGGAGACGCGGCUGGACAACGACAAGGAGAUGUUGGAGGCGCUCAAGGCCCUUUCGACCUUUUUUGUUGAAAACAGUUUGCGGACUCGAAGGAAUUUACGUGGCGAUAUUGAGCGCAGGAGUUUAGCCAUCAAUGAAGAAUUUGUAAGCAUUUUCAAGGAGGUGAAGGAAGAGCUGGAGAGCAUAAAUGAAGACGUGCAGGCAAUGAGCAGCUGCUGCCAAGACAUGACAAGCCGCCUACAGGCAGCAAAGGAGCAGACUCAAGACUUAAUAGUCAAAACCACUAAGCUUCAAGCUGAAAGCCAGAGGUUAGAAAUAAGAGCGCAAGUUGCCGAUGCGUUCUUGGCCAAGUUCCAGCUCACUGCAGAAGAGAUGAGCCUCCUCCGGGGUGUGAGAGACGGGCCCGUCACCGAGGAUUUCUUCAAGGCAUUGGGGAGAGUAAAACAGAUCCAUAAUGAUGUCAAGGUUCUCCUGCGUACAAACCAGCAAACAGCGGGGCUGGAGAUCAUGGAGCAGAUGGCCUUGCUGCAGGAGACGGCCUACGAGCGGCUCUACCGCUGGGCUCAGAGUGAAUGCCGAGCGCUGACCCAGGAGUCCUGCGACAUCUCCCCGGUGGUGACGCGGGCCAUGGAAGCCCUGCAGGACCGGCCCGUCCUGUACAAGUACACCCUGGACGAGUUCGGCACGGCCAGAAGGAGCACCGUGGUCCGCGGGUUCAUCGACGCGCUGACCAGAGGGGGCCCGGGGGGCACGCCCAGGCCCAUCGAGAUGCACUCCCACGACCCUCUGAGGUACGUGGGGGACAUGUUGGCGUGGCUGCACCAGGCGACCGCGUCUGAAAAGGAGCACCUGGAAGCCCUCUUAAAGCACGUGACCACGCAAGGUGUGGAAGAAAGCGUUCAGGAAGUCGUGGGGCACAUCACCGAGGGCGUGUGCAGGCCGCUGAAGGUUCGGAUUGAACAAGUAAUAGUUGCUGAACCUGGAGCAGUUUUAUUAUAUAAAAUCUCUAACCUCCUUAAAUUUUACCAUCACACCAUCAGCGGCAUCGUGGGAAACAGUGCGACCACGUUGCUGACCACCAUCGAAGAAAUGCAUCUGCUCAGCAAAAAAAUAUUCUUCAACAGCCUGAGUCUUCACGCGAGCAAACUGAUGGACAAGGUCGAACUCCCCCCGCCUGACCUUGGGCCAAGUUCUGCGUUGAACCAGACGCUCACGUUGUUGCGCGAGGUCCUGGCCUCCCACGAUUCUUCAGUUGUGCCGUUGGAUGCCCGUCAGGCGGAUUUUGUGCAGGUUUUGUCGUGUGUCCUGGACCCCCUGCUCCAGAUGUGCACGGUGUCGGCCAGCAGCCUGGGCACGGCCGACAUGGCCACGUUCAUGGUGAAUUCGCUGUACAUGAUGAAGACGACCCUGGCCCUGUUCGAGUUCACCGACCGGCGUCUGGAGAUGCUGCAGUUUCAGAUCGAAGCGCAUCUGGACACCCUCAUAAACGAGCAAGCUUCGUACGUGCUGACCAGGGCAGGCUUGAGCUACAUCUACAACACCGUGCAGCAGCACCGGCCUGAGCAGGGUGCCUUAGCUAACUUGCCCAACCUCGACUCGGUGGCCCUGAAGGCCGCGAUGGUCCAGUUCGACCGCUACCUCUCGGCCCCCGACAGCCUGCUGAUGCCGCAGCUGAACUUCCUGCUGAGCGCCACGGUGAAGGAGCAGAUCCUGAGGCAGUCCACGGAGCUGGUCUGCAGAGCCUACGCGGAGGUGCACGCCGCCGUGACCAGCCCGGCCGGCGGCUACAGAGACCCGGAGGCCAUCCUGCACCGGUCGCCGCAGCAGGUGCGGGCGCUCCUCUCCUGAUCCCGGGGUGCGCGGCGGCCGGACCCCGCCCCCCUGGAGCGCCAGGCGGUUCGCUAGGUUUCUAGGCUGUGAGAUCUUCACGUGAGAUUGGGUGAUGGCGGUUUCCUUCGCAGCGUGAGAUUGUGAGUCCCGGUAACUGCUUCGUGUGGCCACAGUAACCUGCGAGCGAGUGACGCACGCGGGCCCGCGCUCGUGCCGCUCUGCGUCCGCGCUGUGCGGAGAGCGGCUCUGCUCCCCUCCGCUGGCGCCUCGCCGGCCCUGCGGCUCCCUCUCCGCCGGAACAGAAUGAUGGGGGCGGGGGGGCCGUGUGAGAGGUUUGAGGGGUCUUCUGGUAAGAUUGGUUUUACAUUAACUGUACAUAAAAAAACUAAACUUAUGGCUUAGUAUGAGGGUAGGACCUAAUAAAUGCCUCUUUACCUAGAGAUUCACUUGCGAUGUCAUUAGUUAUUAAUGUGAGCAGUGCACUUGAACUGAGGAGCAGAAAUACACACUCAGCAAGAAGGGGGAGGAGGGAGAGAGCAGUUUAAACAGCGUGUGCCCUGGGCGGAAUUCAACGUGAAGCUGAGGCGUGCAGGCCCCCCGUGUGGCACGCAAGUCUCGUAUUGAAGGGUAGAUACUGGUUCUACUGUGCAGACUCGGGAUUCAGCCAGGCGCUGCUUGGCCUGAAGUUCCAGCCAAGGGCGUGGCGAUCUGCUCUAACGCUGGGGGCGGGGAAACGCCCGAGGAGCCGUUGCUGAUGGGCAGAGCAGGUGUCUGUCUCCGGGGCCCCUCACCAGGAGCCGUGGGGUUCUCACUUCAGUGCUCGUCCUGUGGCCUUGCCUUGCUGGUGAGAUUUGGAGGAGAAUUCUUGCUAGCAGAAUAUCUUAACUUCUGGUAAAUCAACAGAAAGAAGUAAUCUCCUAAAUUAUAAAUGAGAAAACUGAGGCGUAAGGAGAGGUUGACUAGGUGAAGAUAUCCUGAAAAGUAGUUACAUGAAAUUAAAAUUUGUGUAACACAUAUGUGACAAAUUAGCAGUUACAGAACAUAGUCUGUUCAUCUGUCUGAAAUGUACAAUUGUUUAUAUUAAUGUGAUUCUUUGGGAACUAGAAGAGUGUAUGUGCCCUGUUGUUAUAAGUCUGUAUUUUUAGUCCAUUUCCUCCAAUGACUUUGUGUGACAUAUAAAAGAUAGAGAAUAAAGUAGGAUAUAAAUCAAGA